Ananas comosus (pineapple) is the source of this 1052-nucleotide messenger RNA. RefSeq lists its product as uncharacterized. Gene Ontology annotation, molecular function: protein-disulfide reductase activity. The record is from RefSeq and is a predicted model, not a curated record. Bases 92 to 817 code for a protein of 241 amino acids. Lineage: Eukaryota; Viridiplantae; Streptophyta; Magnoliopsida; Poales; Bromeliaceae. The transcript has 4 exons.
CCGCAACAGCAACCGCUUCGACUCGUUCGACUCAUCUCAUUCGACUCGUUCCUCUCCUCCGCGCCAUGAUCGGAGAGCUAUACCCAGGUAGAUGAUGCGCGGGACUCUUCUUCGUCGCCUCCUCGCCGCCGCCGCCGCCGCCGCCUCGGCGUCGUCGUCGUCGGCGGCGGCGACGGUGGGUAGAGGAGCGUCGUCGUCCUUCUCUCGCUUCGCGCCGCAUCUGGCUUUCGCCGCUCGUGCCUCGAGAUCCGCGGCGACUCCCGAUGUGGGCGGAGGCGACUUCGUCUUCGUCGAGCCCCUUCCUCCUCCGCCUCCUCCCUCGAGCGCGGCCACCAUGCCCACUCUCCUCCAGCCGCGCGUCGUCAUCUACGACGGCGUAUGCCACCUCUGCCACCGAGGGGUAAGGUGGGUGAUUAAGGCUGACAAGUAUGAAAAGAUCAGGUUUUGCUGUCUCCAGUCUAAGGCUGCUGAGCCAUACCUAAGGCUGUGUGGUGUUGAUAGAGAAGAUGUACUACGACGCUUUUUGUUCAUUGAAGGACCUGAAGCAUACUAUGAGGGUUCCGCAGCUGCACUAAAGGUUGCGUCGUACUUGCCAUUUCCUUACUCCGCAUUGAGCUCUCUGAUGAUCAUCCCUGCUCCAUUGAGGGAUGCAGUCUACGACUAUGUCGCAAAGCAUCGAUAUGAGUGGUUCGGCAAAGAGGAUAAAUGCAUUGUCAUGAAAGAUACGGAUUUGCUCGAGCGUUUUAUAGAUCGGGAUGAGAUGCUGGGUGAUGGGGAUGAAGGCGGCGGCAAUGACGGCAUAGGCCGAUUCCUUUAGUCUCAUUCAGUCUCAGACUUUGUUCAUUCCUAAAUGAGUAUUGCUGCUAUAAGAGGUAUGAUCCGAUAGCCUCUUCUUCUGAAAUUAUGCUUAACAGGAAAAAGUUCUUUAGUUUCUACUGGUGACUCGCAGAACCCCUUCAGUAAAUUGCCAGAAAUAAUUUUCCUAAAUACAUGUAUAGACAGCAAUUUGGUUCUUUUAUAUCAUCCUACAAAAGUUUCCCCUUUCUGAUUUA